AAUAACCCUGAGACAUGGAAUAGCAUAAAAUAAGUAGGAGCCCAUCUCAGUUGGCUGCCUUGAGGCUGUCCAGUGAUUGAGCUGCCUUACACAGACACACACACAUGCCUUUGCUUCCUCCUUCUCUCCCAGUCCCUCUGACCCUGUGGCCUGUCCCCUGUUGCUGCUGCCCUCUCGCUCCUCCUGACAACACGCUCCUCCCACCACCAUCCAGUCCCGACCCGACCCGGAGGCUCCGGCUGCGGCUGCUCCUGCUCCUUUUCCCGACCGCGUGCAUUAGGCAUUCAUGGCUUAUGCCACUGUCCUCCUGAGCUGUGCAAUGCAGUGCCGCAGAGCUCUGUGUAAACGGUGGCUGCAUCUCUCUGGCAGAAAAUCAAUGGCAUCUUCAGCCCAUCUCCACAUCUCAUCCAUUCUCAGCAAGCCACAACUGAGGAAGAGACAGUUCCACUGGACCACUGGUUACAGGAGCAGAGAUGUGGAGUUCACACAUGUCCGAUACAAUGUCCAACGGUUAGGAUUUGCUGCUGUCACAACAGAAGAUAUAGCAUUCUUUAAUGGACUUCUGCCUGGCUCUGUGGUGACUGAUCCCGAUAUUCUGGAAGCGAGCAAUGUAGACUGGCUGCGGACAAUGCGAGGGCGCAGCCAGCUGUUACUGCGACCUCGGACAACGGAAGAGGUUUCUCAGAUUCUUAGAUACUGUAACAGUCGGAACCUGGCUGUGAAUCCUCAGGGUGGCAACACUGGAUUGGUGGGAGGGAGUGUGCCAGUAUUCGAUGAGAUAAUUAUUUCAACCAUUCAAAUGGACAACAUAAUCAGUUUCAACAGUAACUCUGGAGUGCUUACCUGUGAAGCUGGCUGCAUUUUGGAAAACUUGAACAAUUACCUUGAGGAACAAGAUUUCAUCAUGCCCCUUGACCUGGGGUCGAAAGGGAGCUGCCACAUUGGUGGGAAUGUGUCAACCAAUGCUGGUGGACUGAGACUGCUGAGAUAUGGCUCCCUGCGUGGGACAGUACUGGGACUGGAAGUGGUACUUGCAGAUGGAGCCAUCUUGAACUGUCUAUCAUCCCUUCGCAAAGACAAUACAGGUUACGACCUCAAGCAGCUUUUCAUAGGAGCUGAGGGGACACUUGGAAUCAUCACUGCUGUGUCUAUUCUAUGUCCAAGAAAAUCACCUGCUGUCAAUGUAGCACUACUAGGUUGUGACAGUUUUGAGAAGAUCUUGGAUAUAUUCAAGGAAUCCAAAAGCAUGUUGGGUGAAAUUCUCUCUGCGUUUGAGUUCUUGGAUUACAGUUGUAGAGAGGUUGUCUGCGAGCACCUUAAACUGCGAAACCCACUGCAAGAAACACCGUUUUACAUCUUGAUAGAAACAUCAGGCUCCAAUGAUGAUCAUGAUCAAGAGAAACUCAGUCAUUUCCUGGAGAAAGUCAUGACCUCUGGUCUCGUAGCUGAUGGAACUGUGGCUACUGAGGAAAAUAAGAUCAAGGUACUGUGGGCUCUGCGGGAACGCAUCACCGAAGCACUGGUCCAUGAUGGCUUUGUAUACAAAUAUGACAUCUCAUUGCCGCUGGAGAGAUUCUAUGAGAUUGUCAUUGACAUGAGGAACAGACUGGGGGUGAGGGCCAAACGUGUCGUUGGCUAUGGGCACCUUGGCGAUGGAAACUUACAUUUGAACAUUGUGUCUCCCGCAUUUGACCAGCAGUUGCUGGACUCCAUUGAACCCUAUCUGUAUGAAUGGAUCGCACAACAUUGUGGCAGUAUCAGUGCUGAGCAUGGACUUGGCUUCAAAAAGAAGAACUGCAUCUACUUCAGUAAGUCCAGGGCAGCAGUGCACAUGAUGCAGCAGAUGAAAGCGAUUCUGGAUCCAAAAGGAAUUUUAAAUCCCUAUAAAACCCUCCCAGCCUUCACUCAGUGAACUCACUUAUGAGAACAUAGAUUUUAUUGGAAGACCUGGCUGCAAGAUUUUGAUUUUUGCUAAUUUUGUGCUCAUCAUGAUGGAGACAAUUGUGGCUGAGGAAGAAUUAACACAGUAUCAAGCCCAAUUCCAAGUUGCACAUCUGUUUGAAGAAAAAUAGAACGUGUAUCUAUCUCGCACUUUCAGGGAGAGCUGAAACACUUCAUAGUCAAUUAAUUUCUGUUUAAUUGUUGUCAUUACACAAACCUGGAAACCAGUUCCAUGUUCAUCAAGUUCAUCAUGUACAUCAUGUAUAGCAGUGUGAUCAUGACCAGAUAAUCUGUUUCAGCUUUUUAUUGAACAUUGGCCAAUAUUCUAGGGAGACAUCUAUUCCUAUUCUUCAGAAUUUACACUCGCCUCAAGAAUAGAUGGGACUUCGGUGACAAUGCACUGGAAGCAGGUUUCUGGAUUGAGACUUGAACCCAUAACCUUGCAAUCUGAGGUAAGGCACGGUGAGGCAAGGCUGACAACUAGCUACCCAGCCCACCCCUUUUAAAGCCACCAGCUUCUUAGAGGUGACCAGGCACUGUGACAUGUUUUGCCAAUGGGCCCAUGUCCACUACAAACUGAUUGAGUCUGCAUAAAGUUCAUACAGAAUUCUUAUAGUCAAAAGACUGGGCAACCUCAGUCCAGGACUCUGAGCGAGUUUCAGAGGAGAGUGUUGAUUCUUUACACCACUGUGCAGACCAUUGGGAAAUACUGAGUGAUGAGCUGAUAUUCCCUGCCCAGCUCUGUGUGGAAUUAUAUUGUGUUAUCAAGCAAGAAAGGAGGGAGGAGGAUUGGACAGAAGUAAAGCCUGGUUUUAUGUGGCUUCUGCUUGUUGUUGUGUUAUAUGUGAAUUAGCAGAGUUAAAAAGAGACACUGAACACUGGAAUCUAAAACUGAAGUUCAAACAAGUGUCCCAGCUGAAGUAUUGUAACUCUCCAGUCUUUCCAGGCCUAUGCUGUUCUUCCAGCAGUAUCUUAUUUUAUGGGUGAUCAUCACUGCUUUUGGUUUUGAGUAACUCUGUGGAUCGGUAAGGGAUAGAUGAUCAAAAUACAUCUAAACCCAGACAGAGAAGAGCCAUAAUUUUGAGAAGCAUCUUAACAGGGCUGAGAUUGUUGGGGGAAAUUGGGCACCCAGGAGUUCAAAUCAAUGCCAUAAAUCUUGGUCAGUACACUGGGUUUGAAAAAAGUUGAGGCAGUGGCAGAGACUGAGAGAGAAAUAACCCCUGCACGUCAAUUGGUCAGAUUGUGGAGCACAUGCCCCUCUCUAAGUUAAAUACAAAUCCUUCAAGUGGUCUGUUGUAAACAUGGACAUUAAUUUUGGAACAAUACACAGAGACUGAUUGUAUCAAUUGACUUUAAUCAUAUUUCAUGUUCUAUAUGUUUUACUUAUUGUGCAAUAAAGCAUCUUACCAAAAUAA
Chiloscyllium plagiosum (whitespotted bambooshark) is the source of this 3356-nucleotide messenger RNA. RefSeq names its product D-2-hydroxyglutarate dehydrogenase (gene d2hgdh). Lineage: Eukaryota; Metazoa; Chordata; Chondrichthyes; Orectolobiformes; Hemiscylliidae. Gene Ontology annotation, molecular function: catalytic activity; FAD binding. Gene Ontology annotation, cellular component: mitochondrion. The record is from RefSeq and is a predicted model, not a curated record.